AAGUGCUCCAGGCGGCACUGGAUUGGUGUCGGCCGCACGGAAGUGUUUGUGCGGGGCCUGAGUGUAUGAUGGUCGGUCAUCGGAGAGGAACGAGACGGUGAAAACGACGGGAGAUAGGAAACGCAGACGGUGAGAGAGGUGAAGCUCCCAGCGCACAGUGUGUCAGGAUGAUGCGUCCACUGCUGAUGUGUUUUAUCCUGUGCGUCGUUUAUGGCAGCAGUAAACCCACAGAGCAGAAGACUCGAGUUCUUCACCAGGAACCUCUCAGCCAUGUGGAGCACGAUGACAACAAAAACUACGACUAUGACCACGAAGCUUUUCUGGGUCAAGAUGAAGCUAAAACCUUUGAACACCUCCCACCAGAGGAGAGCAAACGGAGGCUCGGCAUCAUCGUGGACAAAAUCGACAGUAACAAAGACGGUUUUAUCUCUGAGGAGGAGCUGAAGGUUUGGAUCAAAAGUGCUCAGAAGAAACACAUUUACGACAGCGUGGAGCAUCAGUGGAAAGACUUUGAUAUGAACGGCGACGGUCGGAUCAGCUGGGACGAGUAUAAAAACGUGACAUAUGGUAGUUACCUCGAUGACCCUCAGACAGACACAGAGUACAACUACACCCACAUGAUGCUGAGGGACGAGAGACGUUUCAAGGCCGCUGACACAGACGGAGAUUUGAUCGCAGACAAACAAGAGUUCACAGCUUUUCUUCAUCCUGAAGAUCACGAACACAUGAAGGACAUCGUGGUACAGGAAACGGUAGAAGACAUCGACAAGAACGGAGACGGUUUCAUCGACCUGAAGGAGUACAUCGGUGACAUGUACACUGCAGAGGGUGAUGAUGAAGAACCAGAAUGGGUGGCAACAGAACGUCAACAGUUUUCAGAGUUCAGAGACAAAAACCACGAUGGGAAGAUGGACAAAGAGGAAACUCUGGACUGGAUUCUUCCAUCUGAUUACGACCACGCUGAAGCUGAAGCCCAACACCUGCUGCAUGAGUCCGACACCAACAAGGAUGGAAAACUGACCAAGAAGGAAAUUCUGGACAAAUAUGAUGUGUUUGUUGGAAGUCAGGUGACGGACUUUGGAGAGGCUUUACUACGACACGACGAGUUCUAGACACACAGCUGAUUUUUAGAUAGAAAACCUGAUUUUACAGUUUUUGAAGAAUAAUUUAUUUUGUAAACCAACAAAAGAAAAGGUUUUAUUAACAUUGUGUGUUUACAUUUGGAGAGUUAAGUUAAAAAACUUCACUUCUGUUUCGUUCACAUGAUCAGUUUCUGUUCCUCACUCUGAUGCCUCAGAUUUUACGUUGCCCUCUACUGAGUUCAUGUUUGUUUACUUGUGUUUAUGAUGCCAUCAAACACAUUCAUGUUUAAAGACUGAACUUCAGACCUUUGAUUGAAUAAAUUUAACGUCACAGUUGCUGGAGAUGAGAUAAAGUGAUAAGUGCUUUAAAAGUAAUUGUAACUCCACAUUUUAUAUCACUGUAAAACUUAUUUACACCAGUGUGUGUCAAAUUUGCACUCAGCCAGAAAAUCACUAAUCCAUAUUUUGGACCACAUGCUGUAUUUUGACUUUUACAGCCUGUUUAUCAAUAAAAAAAGAAAAUUGAAA
This is a messenger RNA of Seriola aureovittata, 1610 nucleotides long. It is a transcript of the gene calua, whose product is annotated as calumenin a. The coding region runs from base 168 to 1112 and encodes 314 amino acids. Gene Ontology annotation, molecular function: calcium ion binding. Gene Ontology annotation, cellular component: endoplasmic reticulum. The transcript has 7 exons. The record is from RefSeq and is a predicted model, not a curated record. NCBI's taxonomy places the organism in Eukaryota, Metazoa, Chordata, Actinopteri, Carangiformes, Carangidae.